Molecule: messenger RNA, 468 nt
Organism: Cadophora gregata
Lineage: Eukaryota; Fungi; Ascomycota; Leotiomycetes; Helotiales; Ploettnerulaceae
Exons: 2
Coding region: 1-468 (155 amino acids)
Source: RefSeq, a predicted model, not a curated record
AUGGAGAGCGCUGAGAAGAGUUUGGUAAAGAGAGCAGUACUUACUGUGCCGAAAGAAAUCCAAGCCUGCACAAUCUUCUCCCCCACCAUUCUGCUCUUCCCCAGCCUCACCCACCUCACCUUCCACGUCCACACAACCAGUGGCUUCUCUCUCGCCAUCCACCACGUCAUCCCCAAAUUGACGAAACUCCAACAUAUCACCGUGCAAAUCCAAGGCCCCAAACGCAUUGUCCAAGCACACACCUCACUCGAUAGUGCUGAGUUCUUCAGAUCAUUCCUCAAGACGCGGAUUAUGUUGGACAACAUGCUGAAUCGGGAUUGUAAGUGUGUGCAUGUGGGACACAGGAUGCAGGAGUGGGUUUGGAACAUUGAGGAGAAGGAUGAAGUUUUUAAGCCAAGGAUUAAAAAGUUGCAUAUAAAAUUCCACGAUCAUGCUCAGGAAGCUGCGUCGAAGAUGGUGCAGGAUUGA